This is a messenger RNA of Xiphias gladius (swordfish), 989 nucleotides long. Its product is annotated as protein jagunal homolog 1-B. The coding region runs from base 122 to 673 and encodes 183 amino acids. The record is from RefSeq and is a predicted model, not a curated record. Gene Ontology annotation, biological process: endoplasmic reticulum organization; granulocyte colony-stimulating factor signaling pathway; vesicle-mediated transport. Gene Ontology annotation, cellular component: endoplasmic reticulum membrane. The transcript is spliced from 4 exons. NCBI's taxonomy places the organism in Eukaryota, Metazoa, Chordata, Actinopteri, Istiophoriformes, Xiphiidae.
CAGUUUGAGAUGUCACACUUCCUCUCUGCGAUGUAGUCAGCUAGCACCACUCUGUGUGUUAGCCAGCAAUAUUCAUACCUUCGGCCUCUUUAUGAGCACAAGCACAUAAAAAAUAUCCACCAUGGCUUCUCGAGCAGGUCCGAGAGCAGCGGGCACAGACGGCAGUGACUUUCAGCAUCGGGAGCGGGUCGCCUCACACUACCAGAUGAGUGUUGCCUUGAAGUCUGAAAUUCGUAAACUCAACAUCGUCCAUCUUCUGAUCUGGGUCCUGAUGGCAGCUCAGGUAACAGUGAGCCAGCUGAGCCUGGUGUCCCACAAGAUGGUGGCCUCACCUUACCAGUGGGAGUACCCUUACCUCCUGAGCAUAAUUCCCACAGUCUUCGGCUUCUUGGCGUUGCCUCGCAACAACAUCAGCUACCUGGUAAUCUCCAUGAUCAGCGCCGGACUCUUCUGCGUGGCCCCACUGAUCUACGGCGGCAUGGAGAUGUUCCCUGUGGCACAGCAGCUGUAUCGCCACGGCAAAGCAUACCGCUUUAUCUUCGGCUUCUCGGCCGUAUCGGUUAUGUACCUGGUGAUCGUCAUUGCUGUGCAGGUGCACGGCUGGCAGAUCUACUACAGCAAGAAGCUGCUGGACCAGUGGUUCACCACCACCCAGGAGAAGAAGAAGAAAUGAGUUCACAGAAAGCAUGCCUAGCGCUGAGAUCUUCUGUUAGUUUGUAGGCCCGUGUGGGCAAAGAGGAUCUUAACGCUGUGCCACUUUUUGGAAACCAGUAACUGAACUGGUGGAUUGAGCCAGCCAAAACCAAGAGAAGAGACUCCAAAAAGUAAUGUUGUCCUUCAUGAAUUUUUUUCUAUAUUUAUAUUUGACAAUUGUUCAAUUGCUUGCUGAAAAUUAGUCCUUGGACAGCCUGUGAUUGCUGCCAUUACUCUGUACUGUACAUUAAUCUGUCUGGCAUUUCAUCAUUCACAAUAAUAAACUGUAAAUGUUU